Durio zibethinus is the source of this 1008-nucleotide messenger RNA. The record is from RefSeq and is a predicted model, not a curated record. Lineage: Eukaryota; Viridiplantae; Streptophyta; Magnoliopsida; Malvales; Malvaceae.
UGUAAAAGCUGGCUUCACACUUAACUUUCAACAAAGUAAUUAUAACUUGACAAAAACGUUAAGAGAAAGAACCCUAAAAGGGUGUAAACCCAAACAUUUGGUGGCUGAGAAAAAUCAAACAUAGGCACGGUAUUUGUGCGCGGUAUAAGCCAAUUAUAAGUAACGUGUCAAUAUUAUAGCCGAAAAACUGAAUUAUUGAGUUGCUUUCGGAAUUGGAAGGCCCUCGACAUAUAAAAUCGUAGAGGAGAAAAUUAUGGCAAUCAAACCUUCAUUUUCUCUCAUCCUUUGCUGCUUCUUCUUGGCAUCAGUCCUCUUCAUCCCGCAUGCAAUAGUUGGUCGUAGACUAGAGGAGGUAAAAGAAGAUGAUAAUGGACAAAGCAAAGCGGGAGUAACAAAAAGUCAUGCAAAUACAGCACCAUCUUGGGUUGGCAACGAUUCUCCUCCAACCUCAAAUAGGGCUACUAAAGUGUCAAAUGCGAACAUGAUCGCCAGGUCAAAAUUAGGUAACGGUGCAAAAGAUUGCUCCCCCGACAUUUAUAAUCGUAAUUGUCGUCGUUGAUAUUAAAGCCACCCAACAAAAGCUCAAUAAAGAAUCUGUGGCGGUUUUGGAGUAAAAUUUCGAUCCGCCACGGUAUUUUUAUAAAUCUACUUUGUUAAUUACUGAUGUUAAGAUUUGCUUGGCGAACCUGGCCAAACUGUUGCCCAUUGUUUUUAAGCAGUGUGAAAAUUUUUGGUAUAUGUCCAUUCCAUAAUUUCUGAAUUGUGUGUAGAAAUCUUCCCCUUUCCAUAAUCAACGUGAUCUGGAACAUUUAGAGGUUUUGACUUUCUUUUUCUCCUGAAAAGGAUUGAAUAUUAGAUUUUAUAAACAUCUAUGGAAUAUUAGAAGGAAAUUUUUAUUAAUUUGUUUUAUUUUAUUGAAAUUAGGCCCUUCACAAUUAACCAUUGUCUGGAUUUCACUAAUAAAAUAAUUUUACCUUCUUGAUUUUCAUACAAGUGUUAAUUUCUGAA